AUGAAGUCGAAAUCGACAAGACUGCGCAUACACAAAGAUCGCGUUAGGGCGCGUUUGAACUCCGAUAACGAUAAGCUCGGUGGCGGGCAGACGCCUAUCGCGCAAUCGAUAUUGAAGUCUGCGGAAAACGGGAAACAGGAGAACCUACGAAGACGGAACUUCUUCGCAAUGCUCAGCACUAUCUCAAGAACGGGCUUGAAUAGUCUUUCAAGAGUUAUCAGUUCCUCCCAUUCUACAGUCUUGGCUAUUCGGCAUGCAUCAUUGAAUUCAGCAAUUGGAGAGGGUAUUCGCAGAUCUCAGACCGCAGACAGAGAUAAUCGUCGCGGCAACGAGUCUCGCUUUCCUAAGCGCGAACGACAAUACGAGGGGCAAUACGCAGCGCGACAAUACGAGAGAUCAGGUGAAUCAAAUUUCAAUAGCCGUCAAACAAACGGAGCGCGACAGGACUACGGAAAAUCAGACCAAUCCAACUUCAACGACCGUCGAACAAACGGAGCGCGACAGGACUACGGAAGAUCAGACCAAUCCAACUUCAACGACCGUCGAACAAAUAGGGCGCGGCAAUAUGAAGAAGAAAAGCCCGAGAGAUCAGGAUUCAACUCUAGCAUUCAACGAAAUUAUGGCCAGCGUGAGCGAGAAUACGGAGCAAAGAAAGCCUGGACAUCAGACGGUGUAGGUCGUAAAGACUAUGACCGCCGACAAUCGUCAUGGAAUGACACCUCCCCAUCCCCACGACAAAGCCGAAAGGAAGAAAAGUUUGAGUUCGACGAGGAUGAGUUCAUUCGUUCUGGUGAUUUCCGAGGACUUCCCCGUGAACAUCAAUCCCGAUUCCAAUCCCGAUUCCAAUCGCGCACACAAGAUGGUCCAUUCACACAAUCGGGCCGAGGAAGGCCUUCGAUGGACGAACCACGGGAGAAGGAGCCAGCAAGACCUAGGGCUCACCGGGUCACGCACAGCAUGCCAGAGCGGGUGAAGGACAACGUCAAAGUGCCGGAUACAAUCCCCUACACUACACCGGCAUCUGAGUUCAUUUACGGCACCAGUGCCGUGGAGGCGGCGCUACGCUGCAGUCGGCGUCAGCUAUACAAGCUCUAUAUCUAUCAGAGCACGGAGGAAGAGCUAAGUGCAGCAAAGGUCACAAUCCGCAAACUGGCAUUGUCAAAGAACAUUGCAGUAAAAAUGGCAUUUGCAGGGUGGGAUCGACUCAUGGACAAGAUGAGUGCUGGGCGACCUCACAAUGGGUGCAUUUUGGAGGCAUCCCCUCUACCAAAAUUGCCUGUGCGUGGUCUCCAAGCUGUUCCAUCUAUAUCCGAGGAGUAUUUCCGGACGGAGCUUGCGCCACAAACCCGGGAAGAAGCUGCGGUAAAUGGCACCGACGAUCGUAUCCGAAUCCAUCAUCCUUCCCCGCCCCCGCAUGAAACUGAACAACACCAUCGAUACCCAAUUGUCUUGCUAUUGGAUGGAGUGGUCGAUACCGGUAAUAUGGGCGCCAUCAUCCGCUCAUCAUAUUUCCUGGGCGUCGAUGCAAUUGUUCUAGCUGGUCGCAACUCCGCACCAUUGUCUCCUAUCACCAUCAAAUGUUCUGCUGGUGCAGCAGAGAAUAUGCCUAUUCUUCACGUGAAGAAUGAAGUCGAUUUUAUUCAGCGAUCCCAGCAGAACGGGUGGCGAUUCUAUGCUGCAGAUGCACCACUUCCCGGCUCCAUGCACUUGGAUCACAUCCCGGCUGAUGGCGAUCAAAGUGGGGCGAAAUUGCCCAUCACUACUGCGCCGAGUGUCAUAAUGAUGGGCAGUGAGGCUACUGGAUUGAGCUCGCAUAUCAAGUCGCAUGCAAAUGCAAUCAUCAGUAUUCCAGGCGCCCGGCAGAGUUCCAUCCUGGGCGUUGAAUCGGAUCCUGCCCGCAUCGACAGUCUGAAUGUGAGUGUCGCCGCCGCGCUACUGAUGGAGAAGUUCCUGCGAACCCCCAUUACUGUGGGUGAGAUUGUCAAGAAAGAAAAGAACACGGAAAAGAACGUGGGAAAGGAGAAAAUGUGGUAA
Penicillium samsonianum is the source of this 2034-nucleotide messenger RNA. Its product is annotated as RNA methyltransferase, TrmH family. Gene Ontology annotation, molecular function: RNA binding; RNA methyltransferase activity. The transcript has a single exon. The coding region runs from base 1 to 2034 and encodes 677 amino acids. Gene Ontology annotation, cellular component: mitochondrion. Gene Ontology annotation, biological process: rRNA methylation. NCBI's taxonomy places the organism in Eukaryota, Fungi, Ascomycota, Eurotiomycetes, Eurotiales, Aspergillaceae. The record is from RefSeq and is a predicted model, not a curated record.